AUGGCAACUCUUACCAAUGACGGGAAGGGCCCGCUUCAAGUGCCUGGGUUUGGCUCCAUUCCCUUGGAUUUUCAGCUCCCGCCAGAGGCUCGCUUUGCGCAUGGGUUGUUGGACUACCGCCACACACCUCGGUUGACCAAGCGGGAGAUGGCCAUGCUUCGUUUCAUGCAAAAGGUCACGGAGAAACCUGGAUGGGAUUCUGCCGUACUGGAUCCAGAUGAGAUGCAGAUCGCGCAAUGGUACCGUGAGGCCACAGAAGGACCGGACGGUCACUUGAUCAGCACCGCUGCAUGGGAAUGGUGCCUGGCGGAACUGCGCGAUAAAGCAGAAACGUGGCGAGAAACCGGCCGCCUCCUGGUCUUUGACAGCUCCUCGGCUGUGUGUCAUGCCGAUGUGUGUCUGUCAGAUCAAGGGUCCCUGUCCCUGUCUACGAAAGAAGGGAUUCAAGCGGAGAUAGACCGACUGGUGGCCCCACACCCGCAGCCCAGACCCUACAUUCAAUAUAAUCGCUUAGUGGAUCCAUUUUUGUAUCCCCUUGUCUACAAUCAGUCUCGAGUCCUGGUUCAUGGGGGACGGACCUCCCUUGACAAUUAUCUCUGGGAUUCGGCCGACGAACCUGCUGGAGAGCUACCUCCUCAUCCCCUGGGUCUUCACCAAGACCGGCCCCAUCGUUUGGAUCGCAGGCCUGGUCAGGGCGGACCGGAGAGCUGCUGGUCGAACCGCUUCCAAUGGCUUCCUUGUGAAGUGCAGUUCAAUGGGACUGACCCCCUGGAUGUUCGCAUUACUUCAUACGUCAAUAACCUUCACCCGGGAAGGCACCAGAAACUGUAUAGGUGUCUUGAACGCCUCAUGGCAAGCUCCGUUCCUUCCUGGAAUGAGAUCCUAUUUUACGGCAAUACCCGUGGCUGUCGCCCACCACGUAUCCUGACAUAUGGAUGCGAGAUUCAUGACUAUAAAGGAGAGCACAAAUUGUUCGAUGCCCUACAUCGCCAUCCACGCAGGCAGCUACAACUUGACACUUCAAAAGAGUGGGAGACCCUGCGCAAUACAGCCCGUGAGUACAUUGAAGGCCCUGAGCCACCAAAGUGGAAGCAGGCAGAGCCUUUGCCUGACAAACCGGCCAAUUUGUUGGAAAUGCUCACUCCUGAGCAAUGGGAUGUUCCUAACCACGUUUAUUGGAUCGCUACAUUCAAACGCACACGUCGAGCUUGGUUCAACCACCCAGAACCCGGUGUCUCGUUCUCGUACAAACAGUGGAAGCGGGGUGAAUUUACAGGACAUGCGAUCCACGCGCAGGGAAUCAGCAAACACCCGGAUCCGCUACACCAUGACCGCAAGCCUAUUCAAUUAGAGAAGCAGUUUCAAGAUGAGGGUUUGCAGGUUGUAGUGGAAAUUACCCGCAUCGAAAUACACCCCGAAAAUCCCAUCUAUAACGGAGAGAAGCAUUUCCACACCGAGGGGCUCCGCAACGACCGCAUAGCAGCCACCAGUCUGUAUGUUGUGGAGUGCAAGAACCUCACCCAAGUCCGCUUGGCCUUCGAGCACGAGGACAAACUUCACGCCUCAGAGCUCCAGUGUCAGGUGCCGAAGGCACUUGCCGCAGUUUAUGAUGUAAGUUCCUGGGAGCGGCGCGAGGAGGAACCCCCUCGCGCACUGCACACUUUCGGGUCGGUCCCGCUCGCAGAGGGCCGUCUUCUCAGCUGGCCCAAUACCUAUCGAUCGAAGCUCGAGCCCUUCCGCUUAGUGGACCCCAGACAGCCGGGAAAUCUAACCUUGAUCAAGCUUCGGCUCGUCGAUCCACAUUAUCGCAUCUGUUCAACGCAGAAUGUUCCUCCGCAGCAACAUGAGUGGUGGGCUGCUGCAGCCCGACAGGCAGCUCGGCUCGAUCAACGCUUACCUCUGGAGAUGGUGUGGUCUGUAAUGGAUCAAGUGAAAGACUGGCCAAUGUCCGCAGAAGAGGCCGAAGAGCUACGCAUAAAAUUGCUAUUUGAGCAUGAACGCGUGCGGCGGGUCAUUGAUUCGUGCGUGGGACACCACUUCGUCGAUAGUCUCCCCUACAAUGAAGAGAGAGCACGAUAUUUGAGCAAUCUAGUGUCCGAGGCCGGUUAUGAGUCCCCUUAGACGCUGUUGCAGGGCCAUACUUAGUGUCUCUGAAAUAGAAAUAGGCGUCAAACGCCUGCAUAUCUAGCGCCGGAAUUGUUUCGAUUUGUCCAAGCGCACCAGACGACGUUCAGACGGCGCCAACUAUAGCGCUUACAACUUCCCAUUUGCAAAAUAGCUUUGGAAAACUUAACUUAAAAAGGUAAAAAAGUCCCUUUAUUGGAACAGGAAGUCAUUCUACAUCAAAUGCGAGCGACAUGCCAUAGAUACUGGGAGUGCGUUCCAAGCAAUCUCAGCUCAUACAACAACGAUAACAUCCCAAAUCAAUAUAAUGUACCGCGACCGUAUGGGAUUUAUUCCCCAUCGUGACAAGAUGAUCCGACUUCAAAACCAUUUUCCUUAUAAUUGACUCCCUUGAGAUACUC
Aspergillus piperis CBS 112811 is the source of this 2525-nucleotide messenger RNA. Its product is annotated as DUF4246 domain-containing protein. NCBI's taxonomy places the organism in Eukaryota, Fungi, Ascomycota, Eurotiomycetes, Eurotiales, Aspergillaceae. The coding region runs from base 1 to 2121 and encodes 706 amino acids. The transcript has a single exon. The record is from RefSeq and is a predicted model, not a curated record.